Messenger RNA from Paraglomus brasilianum, 831 nucleotides. Lineage: Eukaryota; Fungi; Glomeromycota; Glomeromycetes; Paraglomerales; Paraglomeraceae. The record is from the annotation of a GenBank genome assembly.
AUGGAUCCUCUAAUUGAGAGUAUGCUUCGAGCCUCCUUGGAUGAUGAAAAGGAGCCAGAGAGGUCAGACGAAUCUGGUAAUUCUGAUACAGAAGACUCAACGUCUAAUCAAGCCGAGACGGCAAUAACCGUUCCAUCACAACAUGGAGGCCGACAGACAGGACCAAAAGGCGUCUUGGCAGAUCAUGCUCAUUACAUGAAAAUGGAAAGAGAACGCAAAGCAGCCGAAAUCAGCGCUCACAACAAGAGAAUGCUUUCAAAAGCUCCAACGACUACGACUUAUCGUGAAGAUCAAGCCAAGAAAGAAGCCGACGAGAAAUUACUGCAAGAGCUGGAGAAUAUGAGCUCGGACGAUGAAGAAGAGGUACUACGUCGGUAUAGGGAGCAGCGAUUGUCGGAAAUUCAGAAGGCAGCAUUGAGGAAACGAACUGGACCAUUAUUUGGCAGUUUGAGAGAGAUAUCAGCAAGUCAAUAUGUCAAAUCUAUCGAUAACGAAGGAGCAGACGUCUCCGUAAUAGUGCACUUGUACGAAAAUGAGAUUCCAGAAUGUCGUGUGCUAAACGAAUGCUUGGUACAUUUGGCGCGAAAGUAUAUCAGUGUGAAAUUUCUUCGUGUGCAAGCGCGAGAAGUUGAAUUUGACCUUGUUGGUUUACCUGCCUUGCUAGCAUACAAGAAUGGCCUCCUAAUUGCCAAUCUGGUCAAAGUAACUGACGAGAUUGGAGAACGCGAAUUCGAUGCUAAUGUUGUCGAGGAAAUAUUAAUAAGACACCAUGCAUUAAGUGCAAAUGAAGUGAUAAAUACACAGGCCGACGAUUCACCCGACGAUGAAUAA